Doryrhamphus excisus (bluestripe pipefish) is the source of this 5791-nucleotide messenger RNA. RefSeq names its product formin 1 (gene fmn1). Gene Ontology annotation, biological process: cortical actin cytoskeleton organization; actin nucleation. The record is from RefSeq and is a predicted model, not a curated record. Lineage: Eukaryota; Metazoa; Chordata; Actinopteri; Syngnathiformes; Syngnathidae. Gene Ontology annotation, cellular component: actin filament; cytoskeleton; cytoplasm. Gene Ontology annotation, molecular function: actin filament binding; microtubule binding.
AGAGACCUCCCGGCCAAUCUGGAUUUGCAAACCAAAUGUUCACACAAGUGAUCCAUGGCGAUACUGUUUAGCCUCCUGCAGCUACGAGGUGUGGCCUGACUACCCAUCUGUUCCACUUGGCUUCCUCUGACUUACGCCUGUACCAGAUGCGUCAGGGUGUCGUCUUAAAACUGUUGACGGUCACCAGGGGAGAUGGCUCGCGCCACCAUCUGCUUCCAGUGGUACUAUGAUUGUACGGAGUGAUGUCGAACAUGAUUGAAGUUGUUGGAAGAGUACUAAAGUAAGUAGAAAAGGAUGCCAGAAGGGAGCACGAGGAAGAACUUCAACAAGUCAAGGACAUGGAAACUUAUGUAACUUUCUGGAUUUGUCUUCUUUGAGUGGCUGCUCUGUGUGAUUAACAUAUGUUUCCACUUUUGGGGUUAAGAAAAUGAGCGCUGUGGUUGGACAUGAGGGAACGUUGCAUGGCUGCAUGUAGUGCCUCUGAAGACACAGUAAUUUUGACUGACUUCUUUCAGUCCUUUUUUGUGUGACGAGCACCAACCAAUGACAAAUGGCAAAGCCGCCUGUCCUAACAUUUUUCCGGAACAUUUCAGAAGAACACAAUGCUGAUGUAACACAGGAAGAGGCUGAGAUGAAGAAAAUCAAGAAUUUUGAAGCACCUCCUUUGGAUAACUCAUGCUCGUAUGUUAUAUUUUUUGUUGGACAACAAGAGAGAAGCACUUCCAACUUGGAUGGAGAAAAAGAAAACCACUCAAGUGAGGAGAAGAGAAAUCAAUUGAAUGCAGCAGAGGAAGGUGAUGAUACAAUAAAUGCUGAACAAGUCACGACGGUGAAAGAUAAAAAUAGCUCAUCUGUGCUUGGACAACAAUUGGAAACAUAUCAAAUUGAUAAAGUUCACCUCAUUGGCUCGCCUGAAGGUGAAUUUAAGCCAUUCAAAUGUGAACUCUGUUUGACAGAAUGUACAAAUACAGAUGGUGAUUGCGAUGAGGCAAAGAACUACAAACAGGAUUCCACUAAAGAACCCAACCAGGAUGUGAGGAUCAAUGGUGAAGACGUGAUGACUUCAUGUUGUCAGGAGGAGUUCACCGCCACCAGGACUUGCAAUGAUUUUGAAAGUGAGGAAUUUGCAUUGAGAACAUGUCCCAAAAAUGUCUUGAUUACUGUGACUCGGACAGAACAUACUGUUGAAGAUGUGGUAGAAGACAACCUAACAUGUGAGCAAAGCAAUGAGCUCUCCUUGAAAAUUGACAAUUUGGACGACAUCUCCGCAAGACCAAUGAAUAAUUCACCAAAUAUUGUCAUAUCACCUGCAAACAAUAUGCCUCCACCUGGAUCCACCAUCUCCAGAGCCACCUUCUCCCCAGGCCCACCAACAGACAAGCAAGUCCAGAUCCCUGCCCUCUUUAGCGGUCUGAGAGUCCUGAAGAAGAGUGUGGUCGGACCUGGACUUGAUACAAUUGCUCAAAUCCAACCUUUAACUGAAGGAAUAAAGACAGUGAACCCCCCUGAGAAGCAGGUGGAUCAAAAGGUCCACGGAAACUUCCUGGGCCAGAUCUCCCAGUUACUGAACUCGGACAAAAGAGAGGACGAUAACAGCGAAGAUCCAGUUGAAACUAAAGAGAAUAUCACUGAAAAGAAUCAAGAAGUUGACACUGAAAAGGACACUUCAGGGUCAUGUCAGUCCACUAAACCACCUGUUUCUGGUGCGGAAGCAGCCUUUCAUGCUUUCAAGGCCUUUUUCACCCCAAAGCCUUUAAAGAAGGAGCUGACAGAGAAUGCGGACACAGAUGCAACAAGGAAAAGGAUCAGGACAGAAAAAGAUGCUCUGAAAGCAUUUUUUGAGAGAACUUCUAACAAGAACCCGGAGGAGAAACUUGGAUCUAAUUCCAAAUCAGAAGCCUCCAGCCCAGUACAAGGAGAAGAGCGAACGCCCGGACAUCUACAAGUUGUGUGGCCUCCACCCAAAGAAGACAAAGUUGGCUUGAAGUAUACCGAAGCAGAGCACCAGGCUGCUCUGCUUCAACUCAAGAGAGAAUGCAAAGAAGAAGUGGAGAAGUUACAGGAGGACUUCUACCUGGAAUUCUCCCGACAGAGAGAAGAGAACAAGGUCAAAAUGUCCUGCCUGGAGCUCACACUAUCUGAGCUGCAGGCUGAGCUUUCCAAGGUCAACAUCCCCAAACGUGGCACGCUCAGAGACGUAGCCGUGUCAUCGCAAGACGAUGCGUGUCUCCAGAAAGCCUUCCGCACCGUCUGCAUACAAACAGACCGAGAGAGCUUUGUCAGGAAUGAUGAAGACGGGAAAAGGAGAGACUGCUUACCUCAACAGCAAAAAGUAACUCCCAAAAAACUAGACCUGGCUUCGAUCAGCUUGAGCCUGGCAGGUCAGCAAGAAGGAGAGCCUCCAUGCUCUGCACCAAACAAAACCGUCAGUCCACCUCCACUUUUGCAAUGUUUGUCAUCAACAGUGAACUCCAAACAAACAUCAAACAUUCCCCCACCACUUCCUCCGCCACCACCACCUCCACCUGCUCCUUCCAUGAUAGCAGCGGGUCCCCCACCACCACCACCACCUCCACCUGCUCCUUCCAUGAUAGCAGCGGGUCCCCCACCACCACCACCACCUCCACCUGCUCCUUCCAUGUCAGCGGCGGGUCCCCCACCACCUCCACCACCUGCAUUUAUGGCAGGGUUAACCCCAGCAACAACCCCAUCUUUGUAUGCGGCUCCAAGGAAGCCUCAGGUGGAGCCUUCCCGUCCAAUGAAGCCUCUGUACUGGACCAGGAUUCAGAUUCAGGAUAACAAGAGCAACACACUGUGGAAUGUUCUAGAAGAACCACAUAUUGUGAAUCCAGUGGAGUUUGAGGAGCUAUUUGCCAAAACCAUCACACGCCUGAAGAGAAAACCACUGGUGGACAAUUAUGAAAAGAAAUCAAAAACCAGAAAGAUCAUUAAGCUGCUGGAUGGUAAGCGCUCUCAGACUGUGGGCAUCCUCAUAUCAAGCCUUCAUCUGGAGAUGAAAGAUAUCCAACAAGCUGUUCUGACAGUGGAUAACUCUGUGGUGGACCUGGAGACAAUUGAAGCACUUUACGAGAAUAGAGCUCAGCCAGAGGAGCUGGAGAAGAUCAUGACACACUUCAGCACCUCCAAAGAGGAGGAGGUUAAACUCCUGGAUAAACCUGAACAGUUCCUGUAUGAACUCUCGCAGAUUCCAGACUUCGCUGGCAGGGCUCGCUGCAUCAUUUUCAAGUCAGGCUUCAACGAUGGGAUGGCCUCCAUCCAACAUAAACUUCACAUUGUCUCCACUGUGUCUGAGGCUCUGCUGGAGAAGAGCGGCGUGAGGGAGGUGCUGGGACUGGUGUUGGCUUUGGGAAAUCACAUGAACGGAGGCAAUAGGGUCAGAGGCCAGGCUGAUGGGUUCGGCCUGGAGAUCCUUCCGAAACUCAAGGAUGUCAAGAGCAGGGACAAUCGCAUCAGCCUGGUGGACUAUGUGGUAUCAUAUUACCUUCACAAUGUGGACAAGAAUGCUGGAACAGACAAGAGUGUUUACCCACUUCCUGAACCUCAGGAUGUCUUCCUAGCAGCUCAGGUCAAUUUUGAUGACCUCAAUGCAGAGCUGAGAAAGCUUGGGAGAGAUCUGGCAGGAUGCGAAAAGGACGUGCAGAAAGUCUGCUCAGACUCUCCUGAAGAACAUCUGCAGCCGUUUAAAGACAGAAUGGAGACUUUUCUUCUCAGUGCACGUAAAGAACAUGCUGAGGCUUCAUAUCAGCUGAUGGCUGCAGAGAAGAGUUUUCAGGACCUGUGUGUGUACUUUGAGCUGAAGUCCAAGGCAGGAGACAAGGAGUUGACAGCCGGUCAUUUCUUCAUGCUGUGGUUUGAAUUUAGUGCUGACUUCAAGGCCAGGUGGAAAAGGGAGAACAGGAACAUCUCUAAAGAAAGGAUAAAAGAAGCCCAGUUGUCUGUGAAGAGGAUCACGGCAGAGAAGAAAGUCGAGACCAGAAAAAUAAUCCCUAACAGUCUGAAAGAACGCCUGCGACAGAAAGAAGCUAACAUGACCUUGACUUAACAUUCUCACUUACACAUACUUGUAUAUAGAUUUUAUACUACACUGGAACCUCUUCAGUCAAAUACUUUGGCUUUGGAAUUGAACCGAACCUUGCUUAAACAAAAUGUGCCUCAAAAGUUUUUGCAUCUCCAUGCAUGAUCUUAAAAAAGGAAGGAUUAAUUCCACAAAGCGGUUUCCAUCUUUCACAAAUGGGACCAUAAAACUGGAAAUUGUACAUAUUGUAGAGUAGGAAAGUGGUUCUGGCUGAGAUGAGAUGCACUAUAGUUUAGUUUUAGCUAGUUUUAAUAACUUACAUUUACACUUUUAAUGAAGUUAAGAAUACUAAAUUGUAAAAAAAAAUGCUUGUACUGAACAGUACUACAGUUGACACUGUUUCCAUUACUUCCUAUUGUAAAAUGAUUGGUCCAAUAAUUGUCCAAAGGCCAGAAUUUGUCUUGGCAGACGCAUGAGGGCCAGAUGGUGUUAAGAAAUAAUUUUCUCGUGUUAUUGCAGUUAAUUGGUUCCAGACCGACUGCAACAAGAGAAUUUUUAUAAAGUAGGAUUCAAUAUCAGUAAAUUGAAUAUUUUUGUAGUUAGCAUAAAACCUGCCUAAAUACAGUUUUGACCAUCUUUAUCGCCCUGUAGACAUGAACUAACACCCCUGCAGUCAUCUUGACAAAGACCUUAUCAUAAAAUAAUGUAACGUUACUUACCAGUGAAGAGUAUUACUCUCCUGACGCUGUUUGUGAUUAAGUAGAGCCCCACGAUGCACUUCAGUCAGUUUAUGACCAAACAGAGAACACAUGCAGUGGACCCAUUCACACAGGAGCUGCUGUCGGCCACUUACUGCAAUGCUAACCUGCUGCUAGCACUCAGCUAACAGUCAACUCUAGCAAGCUGAUGUCAGUUAUUGAUUACAGGUACUGUACUGUACUGUACUGUACUGUACCUUAUAUAUGAAUCCCAUUCAUUUAGCCAAUGAAUACAUACAAUUUGCUUAAAUAUGCAUUUUUGUUUUACGAAUAGUUCAACUACAAAUCAGUGAUUUGUAGUACUUGUUUGUGCUAUUGGGUUGAUGGUGGGUCCCACAGUCAAACCUGUUGAGAAACACCGCCCUAAAAUACAGAGUCAAAUGUAAAAAUCCCAUUGUUUACAUCAUAUAAGUAAACUCAUCGACUUCCCCACUGCAUUUUCUGUGAAAGUAUAUUUUGUGGCCUCCUUAAAAGCCUGUUCUUUUUCCGGUGCUCCUUCAUUAUAAUGGCAUGCCUCUCUGUUGAGAGAGCAGAGGAAGUAUUGAAUGAAGGAGCACCUCUCCUGUUUGACGGAAUAGUUUAGUUGAUGUGAUUUGGGGGAUGUUUGACUGGCCAAAUGAAACGCCUAUUGAAGACCCCUGGUAUAAAUUGUCUGGAAAUGUGAACAAGUACCUUAAAUGAGGAAUGGACAUUGUUCAACCUAAAGAGGUUCCGUUGUACGAUAAUGUUAGGACCAUUUUAACAUCACUGAGCUGCUGGACCAGGCUGCAAGGACCAGGAUCAGGAUCAGUGUACAACAACUUUUUUCAUUCCUUCAACUGGGUGCAUUUUUUUGCUGUUUUUUUAAUGACUGACACUGGAUACCUAAAAUGUAGAUUGAAGAAAGCAAUUGUGCAAUAUUAACUUCACUUUAUACAUUAUUAUAUUUAACAGAACGGAUGAAUUCUAUUGUACGUAGUCAAUGCUUUAGCUUUCUCAAAUAAAUCAUUUCAAUUCU